AUCUUGCGUGGGUGACUGUGUUGGCACAGAGUGCCCGGUGUGCCACAUGCCAGCCUGGGUGCAAGAUGUGCAGAUAAACCGGCAACUAGAUAACAUGAUUCAGCUUUGCAGCAAACUGCGGCAUCUACUGGGUGCAGACACCUCAGAUUCAACGGAACAUACGUCCACACCAACUGACUCAGACUGCAUAAAAAAGAAUAAGAAGGAACAGAUAAAAAUGUGGUUCAGCCCAAGAAGUAGGAAGUUUCGAUGUGUCCUGAACAGGAGUCGGACUGAGACUAAAAGUGAUGACCUUUGUCAAGACACAUCUUCAGUCUAUGAUUUCUUUCCUUCCCCUCCUCAUGAAAAACCCUCCAAGCAGAUCAAAAAGCCAACACAGAGUAAGAAGAUGAAGAAGAAACAUCUAGCAGACAUUAACAAAGUGUGGAGCUUAGAGAAGCCUGAGCAGAAAGGAGAUGUUGAGAAGACUCCUAAGGAAAAGUGUGUGACCAUCUGCAGUCAACCAGUAGUCCUCUGCACUCCGGAGCCAAACAGCCCUGAAGAGUCACUUCAGAAGGAGGCAAAAAAUCAGCAGGAGUCUGUAAAGGAAGCUGACUCCAGCAAAAAUGCGGAAAAUGAGGAAAUGUCAGCACAAGUGAAAACCUCAGAGAAGAAAGAUAGCAAUGAGGUUGUGUGCCCUGCACAAGUCAGCAAGGAAAAGAAUUGUGCUACAGAGACAUCACUGCCAAUAGAAAAUGAAACUACACCUUUAAAACGUGGAAGGGAGCAAUCCAGUCUUCCAGUUACUUCUCAGUCCAAAAGAGCAAGAAGAACUGAGAGGAGCAUUAUUGGGAAGUCAGGCAGCCAGGAGUUACCUCAGGGUUGCCCCAUCUCCCCAGCAACUGAACACAAGACACCAGUUCAGAUUUCUUCCUCUGUAUCGAAACCCACUGACACCGUAAUGAAGACAAGAAGCUCUGCAGUCUUCCAAGCAAUAAAUAGUCCUUCGCUUUCAAAAUCUCCCUCUACCCCAUCUACUUCUAAGACUUGUAAUCAAGUAGGAAUACCCCACAGUCUUUCUGUGUUGAAGUCCCCUGGUGGUAACACAAUUGCCAGAAGAAAUUACAAAGGAGAGACUUUGCUCCAUGUUGCUUCCAUCAAGGGUGACUUAGCAGCUGUUGAACAGCUGCUGAAAAAUGGGGCAGAUCCCAAUGUCAAAGAUAAUGCUGGCUGGACACCGCUG
Molecule: messenger RNA, 1222 nt
Organism: Pterocles gutturalis (yellow-throated sandgrouse)
Lineage: Eukaryota; Metazoa; Chordata; Aves; Pterocliformes; Pteroclidae
Product: BRCA1-associated RING domain protein 1-like
Exons: 3
Molecular function (GO): protein binding
Source: RefSeq, a predicted model, not a curated record